UUUUGUUGUUGCUUGUUAGCUUAAUCGCUACAUGAGAAGCCUAUUUGCUUUCAGAAAUGGACAUGUUGUCACCAGGUUAAUGGGGAUUAUAUGGUAAUUGUGAACUCACCGAGUUACUUUUUGUGGCACUUCACAGAAUGUUAUUGACCAACGAAAGACCAAAACACCGAUGCGUGGACAAACUCAACGGGGAGGACAUACAAGGAACGUUGAACGCAAUCUUCUUCUAUAUUAUACGGCAAAUCACAACCAACGUCAUUAGGUGUUUAGCGUCACCUACUGUAUUGGAAUGUAUACCAUUAGAGUCAGUCCUUUGGGCACCGUACUGUAUUAGUACAAGCAUAUCAAGUGAUUUUUAUUAAAACAUAUGGUCUUAAUAUAUCUCAUUAGAGUCUGGAUACAUUCAUUGACCGAAACAUUUUUUUAAUGACCGCCAUGAUGCAGUGGUUUAUUCUCUGCUUGGGCUAACUGCAAUACGUCAAUGUCGCCGUCUGCUGGAGAGAAGCAUACAGUGCUUCGAAAAGUCUUCUAAAGCUAAGCAAUGCAUGUUUUUCUACUCUAUGACACAUAUUCUACCAACGUGUGUAAGGAAAUCCAAUUUUAGCGUUGACCUGCUGUGUAUCUGGUUUCGCGAAAAUAGUUACGCAGUUUUAUUUUUUUAAUUUGAAAGCUACGUACAAGACUACACCGGAAGUACAAAUAAUUGCGGAAGUGCCGUAAACAGCGGCCUUUCGAAAUGGAAAAGUUGUAAACAUUGCAAGUUGGAGUUCCUGAAUGUUAUUGAAUAUUUUGUAAUUGAGUCGGCGUUUACAGAAUACUAAACCGUUUUUUUUUAUAUCGUGUCCGUUUUGUGUCGUGACAAUACUAGUUCAUCUUUGCUGCGAGAGUUUUUUUGUUUUGGAAUAAUGUUGAAAUAACGACUGUCGUGAUUGUAGUCCGGUCAGAUAGUUAUACGUCUAAAGAAACAAUGCCCAUAUGGACACUUUUAGACGACGUUUGAGGUUCGAAAAGAACGAUGUGGACGUGAAACUAAGGAAAAGAAAGUCACUGCUUUAUUUAAAAGAAGAUCAUGCUCCUCUUAGAAAUGAUGUGCUGAGAGUGGCAGCAUUUUCUGUGACAUUCCGGAUCAUUAACUGCUUCCUAGUACAGAGCAGCUUUGUUCCAGAUGAGUACUGGCAGUCUCUGGAGGUCGCCCAUCACAUGGUCUUCGAUUAUGGCCAUCUAACCUGGGAAUGGAAAGCAGGCCUUAGAGGCUUCACCUAUCCUUUCAUCUUUGCCUUCAUCUACAAACUACUAUACUUCAUAAACUGUGACUCUGUUUAUCUCUUGAUAUGGCUGCCUCGAGUCUUUCAAGCGCUCCUCGCUGCAUUUGCAGACUUCAAGUUCUUCUUCCUCAUGAGAACACUGGAGGGUGGACAAGUUGCAAAGUGGAUGGCCUUCUGCCAGCUGUGCUCGUGGUUUACAUGGUUCUGCUGCACCAGGACGCUGAGCAACAGCAUGGAGACCAGCAUCACUUGCAUGGCGCUGUCUUACUUCCCUCUGUCUGCAUCCCAAAAACACAGCAGCAAAACCUAUUUGACCCUCGUUGCCCUGGCGAUCAUUGUUCGCCCUACAGCCCUGAUUGUCUGGGUUCCGCUGUUGAUUUACCAUUUCUGGCAGGAGGAAAACAAACUGAGACUAAUUGCUCAUGACUACAUCCCUAUUGGGGCCUCAACUGUUGUGAUUUCAAUCGUAAUCGACUGCAUCUUCUAUGGAAAGUGGACCUUUGUGCAGUUCAACUUCCUGAAAUUUAACGUCUUCCACGGCGUGGCAGACUUCUAUGGCUCCCACCCCUGGCACUGGUACUUCACGCAGGGCUUCGUGGUCGUCAUGGGCCCACAUCUCCCGUUCUUUCUUCACGGAUGCUGCCUGGCUUUCAGAAGAUACAAAAUCUUGCUGGUGACAAUUUCCUGGACUAUUGGCGUGUACAGUGUGCUCCCUCACAAGGAGUUUAGAUUCAUCUACCCUGUGCUUCCCUUCUGUAUGAUAUUUUGCGGAUUAUCGAUGGCUCAUUUAAAAGUGUGGCGACGAACAGCUGCGUGUGUUUUGGUAGUGACCAACCUGCUCGCUGCUCUCUACACGGGGCUCAUCCACCAGCGCGGCGCUCUGGACGUGAUGAGCCACCUACGGACACUUUGCCACAUCUCCGAGCAGCCACAGCCGUACAUUCUCUUUCUUAUGCCCUGCCACUCCACGCCUUUCCACAGUCAUAUCCAUUGUCCACUAAGGAUGAGGUUCCUGGAGUGUCCACCUGAUCUUGGUGAAGGGGCUUAUAUGGAUGAAGCAGAUGGAUUCUAUAGUGACCCUCUUCACUGGCUCACAACGUCAUUUCCACAGAUGUCCUCAGGCCCUACUCACUUGGUUAUGUUUGAUGUUUUAGAAAAGGAAAUCUCCAAAUUUUUACUCAAGAAUAACUUCACAAAGACCACAGAGAUUUUUCACACUCAUUUUCCCUCGGGAAGAGUUGGAGGAAGUAUUUUUAUUUAUGAAAGGCACUGACAACCACUGGAACACAUCUUUUAGCCAAUAUGUCUGAUAUUGUGCAUUAGCUGCUGAAAAUACACUUUAAAACGCCAUGCUUGUGAUACAGCUUCACUUCUUUCCUAUGAAAUAAACCCACCCAAAAAUUAA
This is a messenger RNA of Nerophis ophidion (straightnose pipefish), 2670 nucleotides long. RefSeq names its product phosphatidylinositol glycan anchor biosynthesis, class B (gene pigb). The record is from RefSeq and is a predicted model, not a curated record. Gene Ontology annotation, cellular component: endoplasmic reticulum membrane. Gene Ontology annotation, biological process: GPI anchor biosynthetic process. Bases 976 to 2538 code for a protein of 520 amino acids. Gene Ontology annotation, molecular function: alpha-1,2-mannosyltransferase activity. NCBI's taxonomy places the organism in Eukaryota, Metazoa, Chordata, Actinopteri, Syngnathiformes, Syngnathidae. The transcript is spliced from 12 exons.